Molecule: messenger RNA, 2088 nt
Organism: Pelobates fuscus (common spadefoot toad)
Lineage: Eukaryota; Metazoa; Chordata; Amphibia; Anura; Pelobatidae
Gene: DNAJB5
Product: DnaJ heat shock protein family (Hsp40) member B5
Exons: 5
Coding region: 166-1389 (407 amino acids)
Cellular component (GO): cytosol
Molecular function (GO): protein-folding chaperone binding
Source: RefSeq, a predicted model, not a curated record
UGCCUGGUAGGAGCCUACUCGCGCUCAGCGCUCUCCUUCAGUUGUUGCUGAACAAGGAAGCCGCGCGGCGUACGAUGUCUGGCUAACAUCUAGAAAGAAGCUUGCGAUUCUGCCGCUUCCCUGGGACCUUCCAGCCCAAGUCACCAAGCCUGGAGGCCACAAGUCAUGUUUAAGUGUGAAUCCAGGCAAAGAGUGGGCAACGAAUUCUUUAUCAAAUCUAUUAGUGACGGUGCGGCAGAAAAGCGUAGAACCACGUUUUUCAGAGUGGGUAUCACCUUAGGGAUCCUCUCUGCUCAUUUUGGGGGGGCAAAGACUCCCGAACCGAAACCUCACAAUUUGGAGAUGGGGAAGGACUACUACAAGAUACUGGGUAUCCCCAAUGGAGCCAAUGAAGAGGAGAUCAAAAAGGCCUAUCGUAAAAUGGCACUCAAAUACCACCCAGACAAAAACAAGGAUGCUAAUGCUGAGGACAAGUUCAAGGAGAUAGCGGAGGCCUAUGAUGUUCUCAGUGACCCCAAGAAGAGGGCUGUGUACGAUCAGUAUGGUGAAGAAGGUCUUAAGACAGGGGGUGGAUCAUCAGGUAAUACUGGAAGCUCUUUCCACUACACUUUCCAUGGGGACCCACAUGCCACAUUUGCUUCUUUCUUUGGUGGAUCCAACCCAUUCGACAUCUUCUUUGGCUCAAACCGCACUCGAAUGUCCAAUGGCUUUGAUCAUGAAGACAUGGACAUUGAUGAUGACGAGGAUGAUCCCUUUGGAGGUUUCGGUCGUUUCGGUUUCAAUGGUGUGAAUGGCUUCCAUCGGCGGCAUCCAGAACAGCUACACUCCCGCCGCAAAGUACAAGAUCCACCAGUGGUGCACGAGCUGAAAGUAUCUCUAGAGGAAAUUUACCAUGGCUGUACAAAGAGAAUGAAGAUCACGCGGCGGCGACUCAACCCAGAUGGACGCUCACUAAGAACAGAAGACAAGAUUCUGAAUGUAGUCAUUAAAAAGGGCUGGAAGGAAGGGACCAAGAUCACCUUCCCUAAGGAAGGCGAUGCUACAUCAGAGAAUAUCCCCGCAGACAUAGUGUUUCUACUGAAAGAUAAACCACAUGCUCACUUCAAGAGGGAUGGAUCUAAUGUGGUCUACACAGCUAAGAUCACCCUGAAAGAGGCUUUGUGCGGCUGCACUGUGAACAUUCCUACCAUUGACGGCCGUGUAAUUCCUCUGCCCUGUAGUGAUGUCAUCAAGCCGGGCACUGUAAAGCGGUUAAGGGGAGAGGGGCUGCCGUAUCCCAAAGUCCCUACUCAGCGUGGUGACCUUAUUGUGGAGUUCCAAGUACGAUUCCCGGACAGAAUACCCCAACCCACACGGGAACUCCUCAAACAGCACCUCCCUUGCUCUUAGUACCAUCCAUGAGCAGAAAGGGGCUGAAGGCCAAGCAAUACAUCACAGAUCUGUGCCAAGACUUCUUCACCAACUUUGAGACUCUUUAUUUGUACGGUUGUCAACUUGCAAAAACAUGCAGUCUAUGCACCCUUCCUCCUCUUUUAACUCCAGUAAACAAAAGCAGCUCCCACAGUUUGUGUUCUUUCAGCGCCUUAUUUGCGUUACAGACUUCAGGGUGCAUUUCAGGUGACUGCCACAAUCAUUAAGAUAUAGGAACACAGGAUCCUGUACUGGUUUCCUCUAUCUCAACUAUAACCUCUGUUCUAGUCCCCUCUGGCAGUACAGGGGUCUAAGACUGGACAUUCUGUUCUUUUUGUCCGAUAUUUAAAGGAUUUAAUCUGUUUUAUUUAUAAGAUUUAGUCUGUUAAUUUAUAGCUUGUACUAUGAACUUUUCAGGUGAUACAUUUAUUAAAACCACACCCUUCCAGGCACUUUAACCCUCUGGGUGCCAGAGUGGGGGGAUAAUUUACCUGCGCACACCCAUGGUGCUCAGAGGGAUGAAUGACAGUAUUUUUAACUAUAAUUCAAAAAAACAGAUGAACUUUCUUGUAAAUUACUUUUAAAAUGUUUUUUAAAAAAAUAACACUAUUUGUAAAUAUAAGUUUUAAAAUAGUCAGCGAUUUUAACAUUUCUAUGCACUAAACAGAAAUAAAUGAA